AUGUUAGAGAUUGUAAAAAUUAGAACAUGAUUUAUUUUGCUGCGCUUUCAGCCGGCUUCCGGCGCUCAUCGCUACAGCAGUUCAGCCAAUCUUGAGAUCUUCGUAACAGCGAAGGACACAUUCUUCUUUUAUUCACAAAAUUGCAAGAUAAUAAUAUGAAAGCCAAAUCAAAUGCUUCAAUUGGAUUGCGCAUGCUAUUCUCUGCCUCUCGGAACUUAUUCUUCCUCUCGGAAGCCCUAGUUUCAAAAAAUUUCAUAUUUUGCCCAAUCGCCACUGCUAAUAGAGUCUUCUGCUCCUUAUACGAACCAAAUAUCGAAAGAGUAGCAGGAGAAGUUGGCGAUUGUCCGAAGGAGUCUGCAGCAGAGGUUUUAAGGAAUUGGGGUUGCUCAGAGUCCGAAAUUUCGAAAAUCUUCCGCCGAUCGCCUUCGUUACGGAAUGCCAGGCCUUCCAAUCUUCAUUCAAAACUCGCAUUUCUCCGGGAUUUGGGCCUCACCACAUCCGAGCUUGUCAAAAUUGUUAACUGCAGGCCUCGAUUCCUCUCCUACCGCAUCCAUGAUUUGUCUGAAGAGCGGCUACAGUAUCUCCAGGAAUUUUUUGGGUCCAACGAAAGGCUCAUCAAAGCCAUUAUUAGAAACCCCUCUAUUCUCACCUAUGAUAUCCACAAAAAAGUUAAACCUGUCAUUGCGCUGUAUGAGGAGGUUGGUGUUGGUAGAAACGACUUGAUCUCCAUGCUUUUGUCUCGCCCCACAUUGAUUUCGCGAAGCUCAUUUGAUGAUGAGAAGCUGGAAUACAUCCAUAAGACCGGAAUUUCUAUGGAUUCCAAGAUGUACAAACACGUGGUCUCCAUCAUUGCCGUCUCGCGCCUCGAAACAAUACGUGAAAAGGUGGCAAACUUUGAGAAGUUUGGAUUUUCAGACGAUGAAGUGUUUGGCCUUUUUGGGCGAUCUCCAUUCACAUUGACGCUAUCUGUGGACAAGGUGCAGAGGAACAUGACUUUUGUUUUGGGCACAAUGAAACUACCUGCAAAAGUGGUUCUCAAUCAUCCGUAUCUGCUGUGGUUAAAUUUGGAGGCCAUAUUACGACCGCGAGUUCUUCUUGCAGCAAAGAUAGAGGAAAUGGGUCUUGUUCCACAAAUUAAAGGGCCUGAAAUAUUGACAGCCCUAAGGAUGAAAGAGAAGCGUUUUUUGGAGGCUUUUGUUACAUGCCACCCAAAUGAUGUCUCCCAUCAAUUGAUGGAAUGGUACAGAAAUGUAAAAUGUGUCAAGCGCUUGGCAGAAGGUUCAAAGAGAAAUAUUUGUAAAGGAUUUCCUUUUUAAUCAUUUUCCUUUACUUUUGGUUUCUUUA
Malania oleifera is the source of this 1344-nucleotide messenger RNA. RefSeq lists its product as uncharacterized. The transcript has 2 exons. Bases 156 to 1316 code for a protein of 386 amino acids. The record is from RefSeq and is a predicted model, not a curated record. Gene Ontology annotation, biological process: regulation of DNA-templated transcription; chloroplast organization. Gene Ontology annotation, cellular component: chloroplast. Gene Ontology annotation, molecular function: double-stranded DNA binding. NCBI's taxonomy places the organism in Eukaryota, Viridiplantae, Streptophyta, Magnoliopsida, Santalales, Ximeniaceae.